Molecule: messenger RNA, 645 nt
Organism: Dermatophagoides pteronyssinus (European house dust mite)
Lineage: Eukaryota; Metazoa; Arthropoda; Arachnida; Sarcoptiformes; Pyroglyphidae
Product: serine/threonine-protein kinase RIO2-like
Source: RefSeq, a predicted model, not a curated record
AUGCUCAAGUACGAAUUUGCGCCUAAAUCAGCGCUACAAAGCAAUAUAAAAUUGCGCAAACUACCUUUGAAACAGUUGCUUGGAGAUCUUUUGAACUUCGACUUGUUAACUUACGAAGGAGUAAAAGUGCAUCAAGGCUAUAGGCUUACAUGGAAGGGCUUUGACUAUUUAGCUUUGCAUCACAUUAUUGGAGCAGGUUUGAUUACUUCGGUUGGUCCCCGUAUAGGCGUUGGAAAAGAGGCAGAUAUUCACAUUAUUCUUAUUGACAUAGCCAAACUUGGUUACGUCCAUGGUGACUACAACGAGUUCAACAUUAUCGUUGACGAAGAAAAUGUUGUAUCAGCAAAUUCUAUCACGAUUAUUGAUUUUCCACAGUGUCUUAAGACCAGUCACCAUGCCGCGCCUGAAUAUUUCGACCGUGACUCGAUGUCCAUUAAAGUGUUCUUUGAACGUAGGUUCAAAUAUGUUUUGGAUCAGAUUCCAACUUGGGCUGACAUUCAAGCUGAACUAAACUUAUCAGAGCUCGAUUCAAACGAAGCUGACUUCAGUUCUGGCCAGGACGAAGAAAAAUCCGAUGGAGAGGACAUUUUUGAGGCCCUUCAAUCUGACAUCGAAAACGAGGAAAAUCACGAAAUAAGUAAAUAA